Molecule: messenger RNA, 555 nt
Organism: Rotaria sordida
Lineage: Eukaryota; Metazoa; Rotifera; Eurotatoria; Philodinida; Philodinidae
Source: the annotation of a GenBank genome assembly
AUGUCUAUGAGCAAAGGUAAAAAGUGUGUUGUUGAUGAUAUUGAAUUUGAUUCAUUGUCAGUAAAACAUAUUCAUCGUCAUGUUACUUGUUUACUUGAUUUGCCAAAUGAAAUUUUACUUUUCAUUUGUCGUUAUUUAUUUCUGCUUGAUAUUCUUUAUUCAUUUUAUACUCCUGAAAAACCUGAAUUACAUCUUCAUCAUGCUAUUUCUGAUUAUUAUACAAAAAUCAAACUUGAUGGAGUGCCUAAUAGUGGAUAUAAUUAUUUAUUAGCUUUAUUUAUUUAUUCCAAAAAUCCUCUUCGACCUCAUUCAUUAAUAUUAACUAAUGAAGGUGUAUCUUUUAUAAUUCAACGUUAUUUUUCUUCAAUAUGUACGGAUAUAAUUCGAUCAAUAUUUAACAAUCUUAGAAGUCUUACAUUAAUCGAUUGUUCUUCAGAAGAUCUUGAUAUAAUUGAAAUAUAUUACACGAAUAUGAUACAGCUUCAGUAUCUUAAUAUUACUGUUCGAAAUACUGAUGAACAUCUUAGUAAGUCAAUCGAUAAAAUUAUGUCAUGA